Messenger RNA from Piliocolobus tephrosceles (Ugandan red Colobus), 8145 nucleotides. It is a transcript of the gene ZNF652, whose product is annotated as zinc finger protein 652. Gene Ontology annotation, cellular component: nucleus. The record is from RefSeq and is a predicted model, not a curated record. Gene Ontology annotation, biological process: regulation of transcription by RNA polymerase II. Lineage: Eukaryota; Metazoa; Chordata; Mammalia; Primates; Cercopithecidae. Gene Ontology annotation, molecular function: RNA polymerase II transcription regulatory region sequence-specific DNA binding; DNA-binding transcription factor activity, RNA polymerase II-specific. The transcript has 4 exons. Bases 686 to 2245 code for a protein of 519 amino acids.
AGGUGUCGGGAUCCCUGUUGGGCGGGGGGGCCGGCGAGGGAAGGGGCCGCGGGCGCGCGCGCGCGCGCCCUCGCAGCCGCUCGCCUCCCUCCCUGCCCCCUCCGGCACACACAUCCACACACGCACACCCCCUCCCCUGCUGCCCGCCCCGUGCUGCCCGCCCCGCCGGCCCAGCUCGCCCUCGCGCGCUGGGAAGGGAGUCGCGAGACGUCGGAGCGGCGGCCACGUAGCGCUGCGGCGGCGGCGGCAGCGGCAGCGGCCGAGGCCGGGUCUUGAGGAGCGGCCCUGAGGACAGACGUUGGGCAGGGGGGAGGGGCCGGCCCAGCCGGCGGUUGUGACUCGAGCGCCGCGGCUGCAGGCCCCCGCCGCAAGGAUGGACCGCCGAGGCGGCGGCCGGGGCGGCGGAGGCGGAGGCGGCCGGCCCGGAUAAGAUGCUUCCAAGUCCCUUGCAGCUCUCUUCAGAAGAAAAAUCACUAGUACUCUGCUCUUGCCGUAAUACCAAACCUUUUUGACUCAUGCUUUGGUGCUGCAACACUGGAAGAAUUGCACACAAUUUCCAGGAAUAUCUUUUUUUCAUUUGAGUGAUUCUUUGUGGAUGAAAAAAGAUUUGAGUCUUAAUAAUUACCUUGUUUUAAAGCUAUUUUCUUUAUAGUCUGAACUGCUUAAUAAAUUGGGCCACUUACCAAUGAGCCACACAGCCAGUUCUUGUCAGGAACUGGUUGAAAACUGUGCUGUGCAUGUAGCAGGAAUGGCACAAGAAGAUAGCCGUCGUGGUCAAGUGCCAUCUUCCUUUUAUCAUGGUGCCAACCAAGAACUUGACCUGUCCACCAAAGUGUACAAAAGGGAGUCAGGAAGUCCUUAUUCUGUGUUAGUGGACACCAAGAUGAGCAAGCCACAUCUCCAUGAAACAGAAGAACAGCCAUAUUUCAGGGAGACAAGAGCAGUGUCUGACGUGCAUGCUGUUAAGGAGGACCGGGAGAAUUCUGAUGACACAGAAGAGGAAGAGGAAGAAGUCUCUUACAAAAGGGAGCAGAUCAUAGUGGAGGUAAACCUUAAUAAUCAAACAUUAAAUGUAUCUAAAGGGGAAAAGGGUGUCUCUUCUCAGUCCAAAGAGACUCCUGUUCUUAAGACAAGCAGUGAGGAGGAAGAGGAAGAGAGUGAGGAAGAGGCCACAGAUGACAGCAAUGACUAUGGAGAGAAUGAAAAGCAGAAGAAAAAGGAGAAGAUAGUAGAGAAAGUCAGCGUUACACAAAGGAGAACCAGGAGAGCUGCCUCUGUUGCCGCAGCUACCACUUCCCCUACUCCCAGAACUACAAGAGGUCGUAGGAAGAGUGUAGAGCCACCUAAGCGUAAGAAGCGGGCCACAAAGGAGCCCAAAGCACCAGUCCAGAAAGCUAAGUGUGAAGAGAAAGAGACUCUGACCUGUGAGAAGUGCCCCAGGGUAUUUAACACUCGCUGGUACCUGGAGAAGCACAUGAACGUUACUCAUAGGCGCAUGCAGAUUUGUGAUAAAUGUGGCAAGAAGUUUGUCCUGGAAAGUGAGCUGUCCCUUCACCAGCAAACAGACUGUGAAAAAAACAUUCAGUGUGUUUCCUGUAACAAAUCGUUCAAGAAACUCUGGUCCCUUCAUGAGCAUAUCAAGAUCGUCCAUGGAUAUGCAGAAAAGAAAUUUUCCUGUGAAAUUUGUGAGAAGAAAUUCUAUACCAUGGCUCAUGUGCGGAAACACAUGGUUGGAGAGAAACCCUUUAUCUGUGAAAUCUGUGGCAAAAGCUUCACCAGCCGCCCCAACAUGAAGAGACACCGCAGAACUCACACAGGCGAGAAGCCCUAUCCGUGUGAUGUGUGUGGCCAGCGGUUCCGCUUCUCGAAUAUGCUUAAGGCCCACAAGGAGAAGUGCUUUCGGGUGACCAGCCCCGUGAAUGUGCCACCUGCUGUCCAGAUCCCACUUACAACUUCCCCAGCCACCCCAGUUCCUUCUGUGGUGAACACACCCACAACCCCAACCCCUCCAAUCAAUAUGAAUCCUGUAAGCACUCUUCCCCCUCGGCCCAUCCCCCACCCCUUCUCACACCUGCACAUCCACCCACACCCUCACCACCCGCAUCACCUUCCCAUCCCUCCAGUCCCUCACCUCCCCCCACCUCCAGCUCUCUUUAAGAGUGAGCCUUUAAAUCACAGAGGCCAGAGUGAUGACAACUUUCUGCGGCACCUGGCAGAGAAGAACAGUUCAGCACAGCAUCAUUAACAUCCGUCUCCUUAGUGUGUUCUCCAGGAGACACGUCCCCAUGUGUGAGCGUGCACAGAGGGAGUCGGUGAGCAUUUCCUUAGUUCUCAGACUCUCCUCCGCCUCUACCAAGAGCUUCGCCAGUGUCACUAAAUCAACAGAUCCAAGGGAAUGAACAAGAAGACUACCUUGAGCUCACAGAGGGACUGUCAUCUAAAUCAAGGGAACCACUGAACUAAAGCCCAAUUUGCUUGCAUUUUCUGAUGACUUUUAUAAGUUUCAAAUACUCAGACUUGUGGAAUUUUAUAAUUUCAUAUCAGCUGAUGAGGUAUGCUUGCUUUUAUAUCCCGGACUUCUCCUCAAAGAGGGGAUAGGCCUGGUUUCCUUUGUACUAAUCGGGAAGGCUGUGAGAUUAAUCCAGAGCAUUAAUUGUAUCACUGUGUAUGGUAAGGAAUUCUUUUCAGCUUUUGGUGCCAGCUACAGAGUUGAGCUGGCCAUGAUUCACAGUAUAUCAAGCAUUAUAGAGAAAGACAAAUUUUCUUCGUGUAGCUCUCCUAACGCACUCUUUAUUUUACUACAGAAAUUAUUUUAGAGUUUUUGUAUAGACUUCUUUAGUAGUCUGUUUCUAAAAUGAAAUGUAUUUCAAUAAGCAGUGUAAUUUUUUCAGUGUAGCUGAACCUAUGUUGUAAAAUAGAAAAAAAAUUUAUAAUCAUCAAAAUGUGAUUCUUAAAGAUGCAUAUAACUUCUAUAAUUCAAAGUUAUUCUUACAUCCGUACAACUCAAAAGGUGCUUCAGAGACUAGAUGUAUCUGAGAGGGUCUCCACACCAGGUUACUGCAAAAACGAGGUUUUGCUUUCAGGAUUUGGCAUAAAUACUUGGUAGUUUUGACAUCUCUGUGUAACACUCAGAGAGGCUCCCUAAUGUGCUCCUGUCCUCCAUGUUCUACCUGGCUUCGUUAGUGCAUUACAUGAAAUGAUUUGCAGGGGAUGGGGCCUUUUCCAGGGAAGUCACCUAAAGCUUCCAUGUUUUGAACAUUUGAAUAAGGCUGUUUGCUGACAGGAGGAGGAAGUAGUGGAGAUCAUUUAAUCUCAGUCACAUCUGUUUCUCACUUCCCUUAGGAACUGUGUUCAUGUUUAGCUUUUAUGGGAUGACAAGUUGAAAUCUCUCAUUUUGAGGUUGCUUUAUUUUUCUAGAAUUGUUAUAAGAAGCUAAAAUAGUAAACUUAAAAUCAUAAACAUGAUGUUGCUGAUAGUGGCUGAGAAAUUCAGAUGAGAAGGCAAAUUGGUUAUGAAUUUUGAAAUAUCGAUUAUAUGUGAAAUAUGGAUAUGUUCACUACCUUGAGCUAUUUUAACACAGUAAAUAGUAAAUAGGAAAACUCCUAAGUUUUACUGCCCUGUCCUCUGCAAAUUAUGUAAUACCAGCAUUCUUAGGUGAUAAAGAGAGCAGCACCUCUAAUACCUUUAGGCAGAUUACUUUUUCAAGUUUGGGGAACUUCAAACUUAUUAUAGGAAAGGCUGAAUAGAAGGGCUAGUGUAUUGAUUACACUUAACUGAUCAAAUUUAUCCAGACUCAUUAUAGCUUAAAAUUUUGUAUUUCUUUAUCUCAGAGAACUGAGUUCCCAGGCUAAAUCACUCACCUCCCAACCCCUCUCCAAUUUUUUUUUUUUUUUUUUUUUUUAAAGACAAGGUCUUGCUAUGUUGCCCAGGCUAGAGUGCAGUGGCUAUUCACAGGUGCAACUAUAGCACACUACAGCCUCCAACUCUUGGGCUCAAGCAAUCCUGCCUCAGCUAACCAAGUAGCUGGGACUACUGGCACACACUACCAUGCCCAGUCCAUUUUUGAAUCUUGAAAUUUCUUCAUUUUUCUUUCUUCAGGUUCUUAAAAUAAUUGCCUGAAUCAGAACGCUGGCUUUUUUUUUUUUUUUUUUAAUGUUAAAUGUGCAGAUAUGCUUUGAGCACUUUUCUAGCUAAUGAGUUCUGUGGUAGGAAAAAAUGGAACUCUUUCAACUGAGAUUAAGUCCGUAUUUUUUAAACAUCACACUCUCUAUUAGCUUUUUGGUUUAAUGUUUCUAAAUUUUCUCCUUCUGAUUUUGCCUGUCUUGUAUAAUGAGCAUAGGAAACUUUUGGAAUGAGGCAGAAAAAUAUCUCAAGAUAUACUUUUCUUCCUGGUUUUGGAUGUAAGUUUUAAAAAUGGUAUUUUUAAUAUUUGUACACAUUCUUUGAGCACCCAGGUAUCCAAGCCAACGAGGAAAGUUAAUUCCUUGCAUUUGACGGUUAUAUCUUUAGUGGUUGUCUCCCCUCCCUCCACAGUCUCCUUGGCAUUCCAUGACAAGUUUGUCAACCUACACUUUUAUAUAAACAUAUCAUUAUUUCAUGGUCAAGCCUGUAGUAUUAAAAUGAUUUUUUUUUAAAGAUGUAAAUUGUGCUUAGUUAAUUGGUUAUAUUUUGUUCUUUUUUUUUUCUUUUUUUUUUUUUUUUGAGGCAGAGUCUUGCUCUCUUGCCCGGACUGGAGUGGAGUGGUGCGAUCUUGGCUCACUGCAACCCCCAUGCAUUACAUGAAAUGAUUUGCAGGGGAUGGGGCCUUUUCCAGGGAAGUCACCUAAAGCUUUCCAUGUUUUUUUCCAUUUUGUUCUAAAUAAAUUUACAGUAUUGGGCAGCAAUUCUGAAUUCUAGACUUGAGACCACAGAAUCAACCAUUUCAUGAGGUUGUACUAUAAUUAUACACUGGAAUAUUCAGGUAGUCAUCUUUGAUUUUUCAUUCAAGUAAAUAUAGCCAUAAGAAAAUAUCUGCUAUACAGGAAAACCAGUAUUAAGCAAAUCACCACCAUCCUUAACAGAAGCAAAAAAAAAAAAGAUUAUUUUUAAAAAUUAGCAUUGUCAUACAGUACAAUUCUUAGUGAAAUGUAUUGUGGAACAAUUUAGAAACUUCCUUUUUUUCCCCUAGAUAAGGAUACUUUCCUUGACUUGAGAUUUGUGGUCUUCAGGAAAACUGCUCCGAAUAUAAUGACUCCUCAUCAGUAUCAUAUUGCAUAUGAAUAAUGAAAUGCAUUAAGAAUAUUCACAACAUUAAUGCUUCUGAAUAUAAGAACUGCAGGAUUAAGCCUUAAACAUAUAUGUGCAACACGUUUAACAUACUUAAGACUCAAACUCAGGGUUGAAAAUUUGGUUGGGGUCGUCUUUGUAAGAUAAAAGUUGCAUUAUGUGGUAUGUUCUCUUCCAUAUAUGCUACAGCACCCCAUGAAUUCUUCAAAACUUUUUACCUACUUGUUAUCUGUUUAUGAAAAAAAAUAAUUAUGGAGAAGUUUGAGUUCUCAGCCCUUAUCUGUACAUGUCUGUUAAAGACAACAAAGGCCACAUUUAAGCAUUAUGUAGAUAACAAAUUGAGGCUGUCUCUCAUUACUUAGUUUUACUGUCUUCAAAGGCUUGUAUCAUUGCUAGGGUUAAGACUUAUUUGAGGAUAAGUUGGCAUUGUAUUUUUUGUGUGUGUGGGUUGGUUUGUUUGUGUGUGUUUCAUUUUCAUUUUUCUGCUUUCUCUCAUAAGAUUUAUCAGUAAAAUAUAAACUCUUCCUUAGCCUUAAUAAAGGCUGCUGCUUUCUCAAAUUGAGUCAGGUAGGCUCAUUCUGAGUUAGAUUUUUAAAUCUGAAUGAAGAAAAGACAACAAUUUAAAGACAUGUGGCUUCAUUUCCACAUGUAUUUGUGACUGGUUUCUUAUUUUUAGCAAGCAGGGGAGAUCUCCACAAAAAACUUUACUGUAGUUCAAAGAAGCCUGUGCAAAUCAGUUACCUGUACUUUCAUAGUCUACCAUUUACAUUAACUGUUCUAGAUUAAUGACUGAGCGUGGACAUCACCAUAAUUAUACCAUUUUUUUAAAACCACAUUGGUUCGAAGUAUCCUUUUCUAGUGGUUAGAACUUUCCCUGUAAUUUGAUUGUCACUCGUACACUAACCGAAAGCAAAAUGCUCUGAUGAGAUGCUUAUAAACUAUGGAUUUUUUAAUUCUUGAAAUUUUUUUCAGUUUUUAUGUUUGUUGAAUAGAUAUGUAUGUUUAGUUUCAUUAUUACUUCACUGGAAGUUUUAAAUUUUGAGAAGAUGAAGCAGAGAUAGAAAUCCAUUGCAGAUAUAUGUAUAUUUACACCAUCUUGCAGAUUUCGGCUAGUAAAACAUACAAUGAUAGGUCAGUUUUAGUGUUUAAAAAAAAAAAAAGAAAACAAAAGUUAGAGAAACCUUUCUGUUUGAGCUACUGUAUAGAAAAGACAACUUUUAUUGCAUUGCUGGUCCACAUGAUAAAUAUUUCAAUGCUGUUCUAGACUGUAUGAGAAGUACCUAAUGAAAAAAGGGAUACAUUACAUUUAAGAAUUGUAUCAGCUAAUUACUGUUUUUAAAAAAUCAACUCAUUUGGAAUUCUUCAGACUAUAAAAUUGAGCAAGUAAAGUUUGAGUUUUAAUUUUCCUUUGCCUGAACCAAGAUAGGAAAUUUCUCAAAAGAUUUUUUUUUUUUUUUUUUUUUAGGAAUGAAAGGUCAUAAGCCAUUAGAAAUAGUGGCAUUAUUAUGCAAUAACAACACCCUAGCUAACCUGCUUUUGUCAUCUGUAGCACUUACAAUAAAGAAUGAUGACCUUCCAACCCUGGACACUACCUCGAUAAAGCAAACCAGAGAUCCUCUCUACACUCUCUAUGGAAGCCAUAAAAGUUGCCAUCAAUAUAUCCACUUUCAUAGUUCUAUACUUUUAUACUUUCUAGACUUUUUUAUAGACUUUAUGAUAAAAUCUUUUUGUCUCAGAGGAUAGGUUUUGCAAGAUUCAAAGGAAAAUCAGACUCCUUGGUCGUUCCAGCUUUGAAGCUUUUGCUUCAGUAAAUUUGUUUAAAGAACCAGAUCACAUACCAUUUAUGAAAUUCUUUAAGUCAAAACUACUUUGCAGACAUGCAUAUUAGGAAAACAAACUCUUGUUCUCUAGAGAGAAUCAUAUUGUUGUAAGAAACUACUUAUAAGGUGGCUUUCUUUCUGCUUUGUUACUCUAUGUAUUACUCAAUAAUAUAUGUAUGGUCACAUGUUCCUGGAGUUGUUUUAUUUCUUUAUGACAGAUACAUGAGUAUGCACCUCUCUCUAAUCCUCUGAUGUCACUGCAACUUCAGUCUCUCUCACUCUGUUUUUGAGUGCCUUCAAAAUGCCGGCAUCCUGGAACAUUCUUUUCCUGAUCUAAAUCCUACCUCUGACUAUUUCAUUAUCCAUGAAUAUUGGAAUUCACCCAUAUUCCAGUGGGCUUAACUCUACAAACUAGCUAAAACCUUGGACAAGAAUUUUGACUGAAUUUCUGUUUUGUUCCUCCAUGUCAUUUUUAGGUUACAUUUUUAACUUUUAUUUAUAUGUUAUUUCUUCACAUAUUACAUCUCCCUGUUGAAAGAUUUUAUCCUUAUUUGACUUCUCACCUUCUUUACUUUCACCGGAAAUUCGACGUUCCUUUAAAAUUAAAGGUCAUUGAAUAUGUCUUUUGAACACCUUUUUCUCAACUGAAGUCUUCCUGAAUGCCUCCCCUUUCUGAUGAAGGGAUCCUGAGUGCUGCUGUUGCUCUGCUCUGUUCCCAUGUGCCGACUCCCUUCCAUACACAUUUUGCGAGACUCUGCUCUUUUAGUCAAAUUUAUUUAAAAUUGCUCUCUGGGUUUCUGCUUUCUCAUGGCCCUGUCCCUCAAAAACUUCUGUUUAUUUUUUCUAGCUGUUUUCAUCUAAUUGGUUUAAAACAUAUGAUGGAUCCAUAAUAUAUGAAGGAUGUAAUGAAAAGGAGGUUGCGUGUUUUCCAUGUAAUAUGAUCGAGCACUUCUGAUCAAACAUUUAGCAAUUGGCUAGUCCUUCACAGCCAGAGCGGAAGUUUGUGCUGUGUACAGUUCUUUUUACUCCCUUCCAGUUCUCCUCCAAAACUGGAGAAAAA